AGCGAAUCUGAAAAAACAUAGAAAUAGCGAAUCUGAAAUCGCUGUUAGGCCCCGCCGCAUCCAAACUUUACUACAUAAUUAUUAUGCUUUAUCGUCCUAACCCAACCCAACUAGAGGGAAGCUUUUAUACUCACCACUUUCUCUCUCUUUCUAUCGCUUUCAAGUUCCGAUUUAGGGCACUCCAACUCGGUCUUUGACUCAGAACCUUAUCGCUGAUCUCUGUUCUUCAGGUUGUUGAUUGGUUGUCAGGACAGGCUCUUCAGAUUGUUCACACUUCUGUUGGCACUGAAUACAAGGGAGGGCUGUUUUUUAGCGCAGGAAUGACUUUUGGCACGACGUUUUGAAAUUCAUGCAAUGUCGGGCUUACUUAAUUCUUCUCUGAACGGGUCUGCUUCAAAUCUUCCAGAUGGUGCUGGGCGGUCUUUUGCCACGUCAUUCUCUGGUCAGUCUGGUGUAGCCUCCCCCGUUUUUCAUCACUCUGGUUCUAUUCAAGGAUUGCACAACAUUCAUGGGACCUUUAAUGUACCCAACAUGCCCAGUACACUUACAUCGAGAAACUCAACAAUAAAUAGCAUUCCAACUGGGGGAGUUCAACAACCUACAUCAAGCCUUUCUAGUGGAAGAUUUGCAUCAAAUAAUCUACCUGUUGCUCUGUCACAGUUAUCUCAUGGAAGCUCCCAUGGACAUUCAGGAAUCAACAGUAGAGGAGGUAUAAGUGUUGUAGGAAAUCCUGGAUUUAGUAGUAGCACAAAUGGAGUUGCUGGUUCUAUUCCUGGGAUUCUUCCAACUUCUGCUGCAAUUGGUAACAGAAAUGCUGUUCCAGGAUUGGGAGUAUCCCCAAUUUUGGGAAGUGCAGGUCCUCGAAUCACAAGCUCUAUGGGAAAUAUGGUUGGUGCAGGGAACAUUGGAAGGAUAAGCUCUGGAGGAUUGUCCAUUCCAGGUCUUGCUUCUCGUCUAAAUUUAAGUGGAAAUGCUGGAUCUGUUGGUUUAGGUAUACAAGGACAGAAUCGUUUGAUGAGUGGUGUGCUUCCGCAAGGAUCUCCACAGGUAAUUUCAAUGCUAGGAAAUCCCUAUCCCAGUGCAGGAGGUCAGCUUUCACAAAGCCAUGUUCAAACAGUAAACAAUUUGAACUCUUUGGGGAUGUUGAAUGAUGUGAAUUCCAGUGACAGUUCACCUUUUGACAUCAAUGAUUUCCCUCAACUGACAAGCCGUCCUAGUUCUGCUGGUGGGCCUCAAGGACAGUUGGGUUCUUUACGAAAACAGGGUCUUGGAGUUAGUCCCAUUGUCCAACAAAACCAAGAAUUUAGCAUUCAAAAUGAAGAUUUCCCAGCUUUACCUGGAUUCAAAGGUGGUAAUGCAGAUUUUGCUAUGGAUAUGCACCAGAAAGAACAACUUCACGACAGUACUGUGUCAAUGAUGCAAUCUCAACAUUUCUCUAUGGGUAGGUCUGCUGGUUUCAGUUUAGGGGGAUCAUAUCCUUCACAUCGUACACAACAGCAACAGCAGCAUGCCCCUUCUGUCAGUGGCAAUGGUGUCUCCUUUUCAUCCGUAAACAAUCAAGAUCUUCUCCAUCUGCAUGGAACAGAUAUUUUUCCAUCUUCACACUCAACAUAUCAUGCUCAGACCAGUGGACCUCCUGGCAUUGGACUAAGGCCUCUAAAUUCUCCAAAUGCGGUUUCUGGUAUGGGUUCAUAUGACCAGCUUAUCCAGCAAUAUCAACAACACCAGAAUCAGUCCCAGUUCCGCCUUCAGCAAAUGUCAGCUGUAAAUCAGUCUUUUAGGGAUCCGAGCAUGAAGUCUAUGCAAACUGCACAAUCUAGUCCGGAUCCAUUUGGUUUACUUGGCUUGUUAAGUGUCAUCAGGAUGAGUGAUCCUGAUCUGACAUCUCUUGCUCUUGGAAUUGAUCUUACAACACUUGGGUUAAAUUUGAAUUCAUCGGAAAAUCUUCACAAAACUUUUGGGUCUCCAUGGUCUGAUGAACCAGCCAAGGGUGAUCCAGAGUUCAGUGUGCUACAAUGUUAUUAUGCCAAACAGCCUCCUGCUCUACAUCAAGGUUAUUUUUCGAAGUUUACGGUGGAAACGUUGUUUUACAUAUUUUACAGCAUGCCCAAAGAUGAAGCACAACUAUAUGCAGCAAAUGAACUUUACAAACGAGGCUGGUUUUAUCAUAAAGAGCAUCGUUUUUGGUUUAUGAGAGUUCCCAACCUGGAGCCACUUGUCAAAACAAACACAUACGAACGAGGAUCUUACCACUGUUUUGACCCAAUCGCUUUCGAAAUAGUCCUUAAGGAUAAUUUAGUUCUUCAUUAUGAAAUGGUGGAAAAGAGACCGCCUUUGCCUCAACAUUGACUGGGAAAGAAAACCUGAUAUGUGAAGUUUUUAUUUAUGGAUUUAAUUUGUUAGGACGCAAGUCAUUUUGCAUCAUCAGUGUUCCUUCAAUUUGGCGUUUCUUUUACAUCCUCUUAAAUCUUGAUGCUUUGAGAGCUGUUAUCCCUUUUUUUUUCUCAGCCAUAAUAAUGUGUGGUUAAAAUAACAGACGUUAGGAUAACCUGGUUGUCUGGCAGUGGCGGAUAUGGAUGUCUGCCCAAUGCGCACAGAAUAGAUUCGACGCAGUGUCUAGUAUGUGCUCUUGAACGUGAGCUCAUUUUAGAGAGGAAAGAGGUUUUUUUUAAAAAUAAAUAAUAAAAAAAUCAGCAGCCAUUGAUGAGAAAGUUGAUUUUCCCUGUACAUAACAAUAAAUUUGUUAACAUUUAC
This is a messenger RNA of Abrus precatorius (Indian licorice), 2754 nucleotides long. RefSeq names its product probable NOT transcription complex subunit VIP2. Lineage: Eukaryota; Viridiplantae; Streptophyta; Magnoliopsida; Fabales; Fabaceae. Gene Ontology annotation, biological process: regulation of DNA-templated transcription; nuclear-transcribed mRNA poly(A) tail shortening. The record is from RefSeq and is a predicted model, not a curated record. Gene Ontology annotation, cellular component: CCR4-NOT core complex; P-body. The transcript has 14 exons. The coding region runs from base 355 to 2349 and encodes 664 amino acids.